AUGGCGGCGUCGAGGCUAGAACUUAAUUUAGUGCGGCUGCUGUGCCGCUGCGAAGCGAUGGCAGCAGAGAAGCGGGACCCAGACGAGUGGCGCCUGGAAAAGUACGUGGGGGCCCUGGAGGACAUGCUGCAAGCCUUGAAGGCCCAGGUGAGUAAACCAGCAUCCGAGGUGAUCAAUGAAUACUCUCGCAAGGUGGACUUUCUGAAGGGGAUGCUACAGGCAGAGAAGCUGACUUCGUCCUCAGAGAAAGCUCUAGCCAACCAGUUCCUUGCCCCAGGCCGUGUGCCAACCACAGCCCGGGAGCGGGUGCCCGCCACAAAGACAGUGCAUCUACAGUCCAGGGCGAGGUACACCAGCGAGAUGCGUAGUGAACUGCUGGGAGCGGUAAGGCUUCUCCCAGAGCCUGACGUAAGGAAGCGAACCAGGGUGACAGGGCCCAGGCCAAUGGACGAGAAGCAGUCAGCAGCCGAGCUGGACCUUGUUCUGCAGCGACACCAGAAUCUCCAGGAGAAGCUGGCAGAGGAGAUGCUAGGUCUAGCCCGGAGCCUCAAAACCAACACUCUGGCCGCUCAGAGUGUGAUCAAGAAAGACAACCAAACCCUGUCGCACUCGCUCAAAAUGGCCGACCAGAACCUGGAGAAGCUGAAGACGGAGUCAGAGCGGCUGGAGCAGCACGCGCAGAAGUCAGUCAACUGGCUGCUCUGGGCCAUGCUCAUCGUCGUCUGCUUCAUCUUCAUCAGCAUGAUCCUCUUCAUUCGGAUCAUGCCCAAACUCAAAUAA
This is a messenger RNA of Elephantulus edwardii (Cape elephant shrew), 780 nucleotides long. It is a transcript of the gene USE1, whose product is annotated as unconventional SNARE in the ER 1 homolog (S. cerevisiae). Lineage: Eukaryota; Metazoa; Chordata; Mammalia; Macroscelidea; Macroscelididae. Gene Ontology annotation, cellular component: endoplasmic reticulum; SNARE complex. Bases 1 to 780 code for a protein of 259 amino acids. The record is from RefSeq and is a predicted model, not a curated record. Gene Ontology annotation, biological process: retrograde vesicle-mediated transport, Golgi to endoplasmic reticulum. Gene Ontology annotation, molecular function: SNAP receptor activity. The transcript has 7 exons.